This is a messenger RNA of Maudiozyma barnettii, 900 nucleotides long. RefSeq lists its product as uncharacterized. The coding region runs from base 1 to 900 and encodes 299 amino acids. NCBI's taxonomy places the organism in Eukaryota, Fungi, Ascomycota, Saccharomycetes, Saccharomycetales, Saccharomycetaceae. The record is from RefSeq and is a predicted model, not a curated record. The transcript has a single exon.
AUGGUUAUAUCAAAGGAUGAAGACGAUGAAAAGAGUUCUGACUACUUAUCAAACAACCUGGAUGAAGAACAAGAACAAGAAGAUCACUACUUCUACUAUUAUCAUAAGAUAAGACUACAAAACAGCAAUGAGGCCCACAACAAGGACGUUAGUGAUACUAAAAUCAAGGGACCCAGACCCGUUGAAUCAACCCCAAAUAUUACUGUAAAGGGUAAAAAAACGUAUAAAAUGAAAUAUGUCAAUUCUGCAUUGCCAAGUUUAGACAACAGCAAUACGAAACUUGAUGAAACAGUGACGUCAAGUACAGACAAGAAGGAUUCAAAAUAUUACUAUGAAGUUGGAGAGCCAGUCUCCGGGUAUAAAUUUAUAUCCAGUGAGCCACCUGUGAAAAAACAGAAGAAACCAAAGAACAAACAAUUUCAGGAUAAUGGGGAUUAUGAAGAACCGGAAAUUGAUAUAUUUCAAUUUGAUCGUAACAAUGGGAAAACGUGGUCUCCAUCUGGGGUUUUGAAUGGAGAUAACAACAACAUCACUGAUAAUAAGAUCAAUAUCUUAAUUCGUAAAUAUUGGAGUAAAACUGACACUGUAAUGACUCCAAUUCCAAUAAUUUCUAUCAAGGAUAAAGUCCUAACAUUAUUAUCAUUGGAUGAUUACGAAGAUGUUGAACAUAUCAAGAGAGAGACAGUAUUAGAAUUUUAUGUAAAAAGUGAAGAACUUAUGAAAUUUGAUAUGAUCCAAAUGUUGAAACAAGAGAGAACAAGAUGGCAUCCUGAUAAAUUUGUGAAUACCGAAACCAUCACUGAUAAUAGUAAUAGUAAUAGUAAAAAUCACUCACAAAGGGUCUUACUUGCUACACAUUUGUUUCAAAUCAUAAAUGGGCUAUGGGAAAGUUAUCAUUGA